AUGACACGACCCGGGUACCUCUACCUCCUGCUGGGGCAUGCCACCCCCUUCCUCCUCCUCCUCUUCCUGGGGCUGCUGCUGGCCCUGCCAUCUGGGACGCAGGGGUUUCCUGGCCUUGGCCGCUCGCCCUCAGCGGCUCAAACUGCCCACCAGCGCCCCCAGAAGCACUUCACCUCUGGCACCCUCAAACCUGCUGCUCACCUCGUUGGAGACCCCAGGACGCAGACCUCGCUGCGCUGGAGAGCCAACACAGACCACGCCUUCCUCCGCCAUGGCUUCUCUCUGAGCAAUAAUUCCCUUCUGGUCCCCACCAGUGGCCUCUACUUUGUCUACUCCCAGGUGGUCUUCUCUGGAGAACGCUGUUCCCCGCAAACCGUCCCCACCCCUCUCUACUUGGCCCACGAGGUCCAGCUCUUAUCCUCCCAAUACCCCACCCACGUGCCUCUCCUCAGCGCCCAGAAGUCCGUCUCCCCAGGGCCACAGGGCCCUUGGGUGCACUCAGUGUACCAGGGGGCUGUGUUUCUGCUCGCCCAGGGAGACCAGCUGUCCACGCACACCUCCGGCAUCUCCCACCUGCUCCUCAGCCCCAGUACCGUCUUCUUUGGAGCCUUUGCGCUGUAG
This is a messenger RNA of Echinops telfairi (small Madagascar hedgehog), 621 nucleotides long. RefSeq names its product lymphotoxin alpha (gene LTA). The record is from RefSeq and is a predicted model, not a curated record. Gene Ontology annotation, biological process: immune response. Gene Ontology annotation, molecular function: tumor necrosis factor receptor binding. Lineage: Eukaryota; Metazoa; Chordata; Mammalia; Afrosoricida; Tenrecidae. Gene Ontology annotation, cellular component: membrane. The transcript has 3 exons. Bases 1 to 621 code for a protein of 206 amino acids.